Messenger RNA from Coturnix japonica (Japanese quail), 2805 nucleotides. It is a transcript of the gene TOX2, whose product is annotated as TOX high mobility group box family member 2. Gene Ontology annotation, biological process: regulation of transcription by RNA polymerase II. The record is from RefSeq and is a predicted model, not a curated record. Gene Ontology annotation, molecular function: chromatin DNA binding. Gene Ontology annotation, cellular component: nucleus. NCBI's taxonomy places the organism in Eukaryota, Metazoa, Chordata, Aves, Galliformes, Phasianidae.
CAGAGGCACCGCCGCCGCCGCAGCCGGGUCCAUGCCCGCUGGAGCCCCCGCCUGCCGCCGCCCGCAGCCCCGGCAUGGACGUUCGGUUUUACCCUUCCGCCCCCACCGCCGUGGGCUCCCUGCCCGGCGCUGACCCCCCCUGCUUGGGGCCGCUGGAUUAUUAUCACUGCAACAAGUUUGAUGGGGAGAACAUGUACAUGGGAAUGAACGACAAUACCCAGGAGUUUCUGUCGGCAAAUCAGACAUAUAAUAGUCAGAAUGAGAAUAAUGAAGACUACGAAAUCCCACCCAUCACACCUCCCAACCUCCCCGACCCUUCACUCCUGCACUUGGUGGACCACAAAGCUGGAUAUCACUCCCUGUGCCACAGCCUGCCUCCAAACAGCCUGAUACCCGCGUACCCCUACCAGAACAUGGACCUGCCAGCCAUCAUGGUCUCCAACAUGCUGAGUCAGGAUGGGCAUCUCCUCUCCAGCCAGCUACCCACGAUCCAGGAGAUGGUCCACUCAGAUGCUGCAUCCUACGAGUCCAACCGACAAGUGCCACUGCUGAACCGCCCCGCCAUGCUGGCUGGCCCCAUGGGUGCCCUCAGCCAGUCACAGCUCAUUUCACAGAUGGGGAUGCGCAGCGGUGUCACCCAUGGCUCCCCAUCACCCCCGGGGAGCAAGUCUGCUACACCAUCUCCCUCCAGCUCUACUCAGGAAGAGGAGACAGAGUCACACUAUAAGGUCACCGGAGAGAAAAGACCAUCAACAGACCUGGGCAAAAAACCCAAAAGCCAAAAAAAGAAGAAGAAGAAGGAUCCCAAUGAGCCUCAGAAGCCCGUGUCAGCCUAUGCCCUAUUCUUCAGAGACACACAAGCUGCUAUCAAAGGGCAAAACCCCAAUGCUACGUUUGGAGAGGUUUCAAAAAUAGUGGCAUCUAUGUGGGACGGCUUAGGAGAAGAACAAAAACAAGCAUACAAGAGGAAAACAGAAGCUGCCAAGAAGGAAUAUCUGAAAGCUCUGGCUGCCUACCGGGCCAGCCUGGUCUCCAAGAGCUCUGCUGACCAGGGGGAGACGAAAAGUGCCCAGGCCAACACACCUUCCAAGAUGAUCCCACCCAAGCAGACCAUGUACCCUAUGCCACCGCAGGCUUCGUCACCCUACCCCGGCCUGGGCUCCUUCCUGUCCCCAUCGGACCUGCAGAGCUACCGCAGCCAUCCCAGCCUCCCCAGGACCCUGCCCUCCAAGCCCAUGCUGCCCAGCAUCAGUGCCUCCCCACCACCCACCUUCCAGAUCAGCCCUCCCCUGCACCAGCAGCUCUCCUUGCACCACCCGCAGAGCUCCCUCCUCAGCCAGCCCAUCAGCAUGCAGCAGGUCCCCCAGCAGCCUCUCCUCUCCCCCCCCAUGGCACUACAGGUACAGCCCCCCAUGAACUCCUCGCCUCCCGGGCAGCAGGACUUCUCACAUAUCUCCUCUGAGUUCCCAAACAGCGUUGGACCCCGUUCGCCUGGUGCAUCAAAUCCUCCAGGAAGCACUGAGUGGGACAAUGACUACCCCAGCAGAGAGUGUGGGAUUAACCACUGCAGCAUGCUGCCAAGAGACAAGGCACUCUACCUCACCUAAGGCUCACCAUCUGUCCCAGGAGGCUCAGAUGAAGGACACUUGGGAGGCUCUAUCUUACAGGCAACGUGGCGAGGCUCCGAGCAAGUCGUACCGCCAAGAGAGCAACCUCUGCACCUCGUCGCUGGCUUUCGUCCCUAGGCUCCAAGAGCAGUUUUCUCUCAUUGCUUUUGAACUCUAAAGUCUACUUUCCGUGGAAGGCCAGAACCUCGUUAAUCACAAAGAACAAAAUAAAAACAAUUUAAAAAUAAGUAAAUAAAUAAACACAAAACCAACAAAAAAAUAAUAAUAAAUAGUGAUGAAAUAAGGACACAAUUUUUCUGCUUGCCAUCAGCUUAGCUAAAAACUACUUUCCUAGUGAACUGCUUUUAGAUGCAACGUAAGCCCGGGUCUGGUGUCCUCAGGCAUUAGGCCAGCUCAGUAGGAGGAUGCACUCUUUUGACUUGCUAACAGCACUAAACUUUGUGCAAGAAAAAUAAAAACAAUGUGAAGUUUGUGUGAAUAUUGUACAUGCAAAGGCCUUGGAUGUCUGGCUAAAAAAAAAAAAAAAUUAAAAAAUUAAAAAAAAAGAAAUAAAAAUGAAUUAAAACACAAAAAAAAAUAGUAAAUAAAAACUAUUCCUGGGUAAGGUGGUGGGGGAGAGAGGAGAAAGGCAAAAUACGGGAGGGAAGAUGUGAAACAGACCAUGAGAAUAUAAUUUGUUGGAUAGUUGUAAGUAGUUUGCUAAGUGUUUUAGAGCUGUGCUAAAGACAUCUUUAAGAUUUUUUGGUGACAAAGAUUAGUAGUUUUCCUUUAUAGUAAAAGCAUUUUAUAUUAAUUGUAGCACAUUUUUUUAGUUACACAUAGAAGGGAGAUGUGUAUAAGAGAAAACCAACGACAAAAUAAAAAACAGCCUGCCAAACUUGUUUCUAUUAUUUGUACAGCAAGAAAUGGACCGAUUUAUAUCCAUGUUGUAUGGCAUUAUUCUAUUUUUUCUGCCAUAUGUCCAUCUAUUUAAAGAAUUGCUGACAAUGACUUUUGUCUAUUUAUGAAGAAUUAGAGAGCAUCAUUACGGUUUCUCAUAAGGUGCGUUUUUUCUUUUGGUUUUAUUUUCCUUUUUUAUUCUGUUUGACGGCGCUGUGUUCGCAGCACCCGGCACAUUGGGUUCACAAUGCUUAUCUUACCUUUCUUUAUAAUAAAAGAGAAGAAAAAUCAAACUCAA